Cavenderia fasciculata is the source of this 1530-nucleotide messenger RNA. Its product is annotated as Putative actin interacting protein. Bases 1 to 1530 code for a protein of 509 amino acids. The transcript has 5 exons. Lineage: Eukaryota; Evosea; Eumycetozoa; Acytosteliales; Cavenderiaceae. Gene Ontology annotation, molecular function: FAD binding; catalytic activity. Gene Ontology annotation, cellular component: mitochondrion. The record is from RefSeq and is a predicted model, not a curated record.
AUGAUGAUAUCAAGAAUAUUACAAAAGAAUAGUAUUAAUAGAUUAACUAUUAAUACUAUAAACUCUAUUAAACAAUCAUCAUCAUCAUCAUAUCAUACUACUAGUAAAGAUGAAGUUGUAUCAAUGUCAAAUAUUAAAAGAAAUGAUGAAUUUUCAACAUUAACAAAUCAAGACAUUAAACAUUUUAAAGAUAUACUUGGAGGAGAUGAUAGUAGUAGAAUGAUUACAGACAAGGAUGAAUUGGAAGGUUUCAAUCAAGAUUGGAUGAAAAAGUAUAAAGGAAACAGUUCACUUGUACUUAAACCAAAAACUACUGAUCAAGUAUCAAAAAUUUUAAGUUAUUGUAAUCAAAAAAAAUUAGCAAUUGUACCACAAGGAGGAAAUACAGGAUUAGUAGGUGGAAGUGUACCAUUAUUUGAUGAGAUUAUAUUAUCAUUGACCAAUAUGAAUCAAAUUGAAUCAUUUGAUGAUGUAACAGGAGUGGUAACAUGUCAAUCUGGAUGUGUAUUGGAAACGUUGGAAUCUUAUUUAAAUGCAAAGGGAUUUACAGUACCAUUGGAUCUUGGAGCAAAGGGUAGUUGUCAUAUUGGUGGAAAUGCAGCCACCAAUGCAGGUGGUAUUAGAUUACUUCGUUAUGGAUCAAUGCAUUCCAAUGUAUUGGGUAUAGAAGCUGUUUUGGCUGAUGGUACCAUUAUGGAUUGUAAUAGUACCCUUAGAAAGGAUAAUACUGGUUAUGAUCUAAAACAUCUUUUCAUUGGUUCAGAAGGUACCCUAGGGGUUAUUACAAAAAUAUCAAUCAUCACUCCUCCAAAACCAACUAGUGUCAAUGUUGCCCUACUUGCUUGUAAUGAUUUUAAUCAAAUUAAACAAAUUCUUAUUAAAGCUAAAAAACAACUUGGUGAUAUUCUUUCUGCAUUUGAAUUUAUGGAUAGACCAUGUAUAGAUUAUGUAUUGGAUCAUCAAUCAACAGCAAAAGAACCAUUUGAUAAGAAAUCACCAUUUUAUGUAUUGAUUGAAACUUCUGGUUUUCAUGAACAACAUGACGCUGAAAAGUUGAAUGCAUUUUUAGAAAAUAUAAUGUCUGAAGAUUUGGUUUUAGAUGGUUCUUUGGCUACUGAUACGAAAAAUAUUUCACAAUUUUGGAAAUUAAGAGAAACAAUAACAGAAUCUUUGGGAAAAGCAGGAGCAGUUUAUAAAUAUGAUUUAUCAUUACCAAUUGAUACAUUUUAUUCAAUUGUUGAGGUAAUGAGAGAGAAAUUAAAAGACAAGGCAGUAGUAACUGGAUUUGGACAUGUUGGUGAUGGUAAUCUGCAUUUAAAUAUAUCGACACCCAAACAAAAAUAUAGUAAAGAAUUUUUAUCAAAUAUUGAACCAUUUGUAUAUGAAUAUACAAGUCAACAAAAGGGUAGUAUCUCUGCCGAACAUGGUAUUGGAUAUAUGAAGACUGGUCAAUUACAUUUCUCCAAAUCACCUGCUUCCAUUCAACUUAUGAAAUUAAUUAAAAACUCAAUGGAUCCAAAUGUUUUAUAA